Solea solea (common sole) is the source of this 3891-nucleotide messenger RNA. RefSeq lists its product as uncharacterized. NCBI's taxonomy places the organism in Eukaryota, Metazoa, Chordata, Actinopteri, Pleuronectiformes, Soleidae. The transcript has 5 exons. The coding region runs from base 273 to 1052 and encodes 259 amino acids. The record is from RefSeq and is a predicted model, not a curated record.
UUGUAUUUCCGCCGCAGCAGAGACAACGGGCACGUCAAAGGAGAAAAUGUGGACAGUUAGGACAAACUAAGGCCGGAGAACCGUCCGACAACAUAUAUCGUCUCAAUAGACCUCGGUUCCCCCGCGGUGUUUACCAUUUAAAGACCCUGACCGAAUAUUUGAACGUUAAGGGGACGUUUCGAGCUUAACUCGCCCUCUUCACUUUGUGGAGCUUCGCUUUGAGGAAGCAGCAGCAGCUCGGCUAGCCAGCUGAAUUAGCUAGCCUGUUAGAGAUGGGGACCAGAGCCAGUCGCCUACAGGAAGAGCCGGCUCCGUCUGCUUUCGGGAAAGAUGGCACUAAACGGGAGUCUUACCGGCGACCCCGUCUCACCCGGCCCACCAGUCUCAUGGUCGAUUUCUCCGGCAGCUUCGAGGACACGGAGGCCAACCGAAGCCGCUCGGAGGAAGGCAGCGACUCUGACCUCGGGCAGCUCGGGGCCAGCGCCGACGGCAGCCCCGCUGACCACCACAGCAUCCCGUCCAGCAUUAGUCAGGCGUCACCUGCGGACAACAGCGAGGGGAAACCAGAGGAAGACGGGAACAUAAGCCCCGAGGCUCCAGUCGAAGCGGAACAUCAGUCCGGAGAGGAGACAGGCCGCACACCCCACCGCACCUUUUCCGAGCGGCUGCCCGGGAAUAGGCACUCCUCUGCCCGCAGCGUUAGCGCAAGAUCCGCCCGGGUUCGGGGCACACACCAGCGGCCGGUGUCGGAGGCAUGGAUCGGCCUUUACCGUGUUAACAACCGCCAUGGCAAUAUCCGCUGUCCCUUCUGCUCUAAGCCUUUCCCCGGGGGUCGGAUUGAGGAUCACCUGUUGAGCUGCCUCACGUCUCCUCCACUACCUUACAACACGGACGUGCUCAGUAAAGACAGUGGAGAGUGCUCCAUCUGUCUGGAGGACCUGGUACAGGGAGAGACAAUCGCCAGGCUGGCUUGCCUCUGUGUCUACCAUAAGAGCUGCAUUGAUUCCUGGUCCAAGGUGAAGCCCUGCUGCCCUGAACAUCCCUUCGAUUGACUCACGGGUCGCAUGAUUUCUGCACAGUGACCAACCAGACUCAGAGCUGUUGCAGAUUCUGUUCAGAUAAAUGCACGACCUUUGUCUAAUGGUCACUCUUGUCCUUCACCACUUCUACAGGAGACUACACUGAAUUCUAACAAAAUCCUCCGCAAAAAAAGAUGUGUUAUUGAAUAAACAAAAGCCUCCCUUAACCCAUAUUUGAGUGAAAACCAGAGGAUCCCACCAGGAAGCUACAGUUCAUGACACCCGGCUUCAUCAUUUGGAUUGGUCUGUCUGAACUUGGUCUAAACUAUUUCAAGCCAAACUCCAUCAACAACAACAAAAAAAGAGAAAACAGUUGCUCGGUCUCUAGUCAAACCCUCACUGGAUCAGAAGUGGAGGAGUUCACUUGUUUUUUGUUUUUUUUUAUUUCUUGGAUUUUGCUUCAAUCCGCAGAAAAAAGAAGAAAAAAAAGCAUACACAUAUAUAAUAUAUAUGUCAACUCGAUAUUAUCAUGCCACCAUCAUUGAACCAGCCCCAGCAAGAUGUUGAACUUGCGGGAGGAAUGUGGAAAAACGUUGUCUCGACUGUGACUCUUGGACGCACCUGUGUAAUUUUUUCCUCCCUCCAAAUGGGAUCAGUCAUUUUUAUCAAGUAUUUUGCAAAAGAGUAUCGUUCCACAUCAUACUCGGGAUGAAUGUUUUCUUUCCGCGGCUCACCCCAAAUGACCCAACCUCACACUGAAAGCGUGAACUAUUAACCACAUGAACAUUGUUUUAUUUUGAACCAGCUGGAAGUUGAGGUCCUGUUUUCUUUUUGGUGAAUGGGGGACAGCCGUUACUUGGUGUUAUCUGUUUUCUAUUGCCUGUAAACAUUUCAGGGGAUUUUUUGGGGGCUAAUUGUUUUGUUGUUUUUAUGUUUUCAGUACAGGUCAGUUUCUCGUAGGUGGUUAGUACGUGCUGAGACUCAUGUGCUGCUACUUGGUGAGUGUGUUGGAAGGUUGUAGGUAUUUCAUAGGGUCUCAUUAGUAGCACCAAUUUGAGCACUUUUGUUCAUCAAGUUUUUUUAACCCCAUAUACGGUCUGGGUUUUGUGUGUGUGUGCUUGUAUUUGUUGCCUCGUAAGGACCUUUUCUGGCGACCAAAACCUGGUCCUAAUGGGGCAGAGCUUCAUUUCAGAGUAACUGGUUAAAAUUUGGGCCAACAUUUGAAUUGUGGUUAGUUAAAAGGUUAUGGUUAGGCAUGACCUGGUAAUGGUUGAGGUUAUUAGGCUGUCCUAAUGAAGAAUAGCUGCCCAAACUGUGUGUGAGUGUGUGUGUGCGUAUGUAUGGGAGUUAAGAUGAUGACCAGGGACAGGAAAUGUCCUGCUCGUUUAUUCUAGAAAGCAUGGGAGUGUGGUUUUUACUGUAAACUGCCCAGAAGUCUGCUUGGUCAAGCGGGUUAAACUUUUUUUUUUUUUAAGAUUUUAUAUUGUUUAUUUUUUUGUACCUCAGUCAAGCUAGCAAGCAUCGUGUUACAUGUGGCAUUGGUACGACUUGUGCUGUCCCGUUCUGCCUCCGAAAGUUGUUGGUGAGAGUUUUCCAUCUCUUGGGUGUAGUCCAGAUUUUCUUUGUUUUUUUGGACCAGUGCCCAAACUAUAGUUUUGCCAUCUAGUUGCAUUAAAGGUCCAGUGGGUAAGAAUUAGUAACAUUGAAUGGCAAGACUACAGAUUGCAAUAAAACAGACCUUUCUUCCACCUUUCUCUUUCCUAAGAAUGGGAACUAUGCUGGCCUUUGCAGACCUGAAAGAAUGUAAGAAGAUUUCCACAACUCCCUCUCUAUUCUCAGCUUUUUCCUAAUUCCUUCGUUGGUUUCCAUUCUUAUCUAUCUUCUUCUUUAUUUCCUUGUAAGACUUUACUGCAAAACAUGAAAUGCAUGUCCAUUGGUGUUGCUGUAGAAAGAUGGCAACUCCCGUAAAGCAAGACCCUUCCUUUUAAAGUACAGAAAAGCCUAUUUUUAGAUGACGGAAAACCAAACAAUUUUUAUUUCAAAGCUGUCAUACUUUUUCGGCCAACUGACACAUGAACUGAAAUGCCUCUCAUUCACUUUGAAUGGUGUCAAGCAUUGCCCAACUGCAUUGUGGGUCUGUAACUUUGAAUUGCUUGCGUUGUGUGCACCACAGCGUGAGCCAAGAAAAAUCGCAUCAUGCAAAUAUCAGCAGUGCUCCCAGUCAUGCUGUUCUUGAGUGAAGGUGACAAGACGAGGCGCAUCUACCUGUUGCUGAUGUUGUUGGUUGGACAAAGUGAAGACAUCAAGUCAAGUGACUCUUGCUAUUUAGUUAGAUUUUCGAUCACUACAUCCAGUACCAAGCGUCAGGCCCUCCCACCAGCGCAUACGUGUGUCGUCAAAUUAAAAUGAACAUACUUAUGGGUAGUUUAUUCGAUUUCUGCCAAUAAGCCCUUACCAAUGUUACGUACUGGACCUUUAAUGCUGGACUGGGGAGGAAUACUGGGAGUGGACAGAUUGUAUUUUUGGGGACAUACUUGCACACCAUGUGGCAUCUGCCGCUCACCCCAGGACUAGAGGCUUUGGACAGCUGAUGGUUAAUAAUUACAUAACGACCCCCCCCCACCCCUUUUUUCUUUUUAUUUGAAAAGGAUUUGAGAUACUAUAUCAUGACAUAAUACAAUCAUAAUUAUUGCUAAAAUGUGUGAAAUGGCUUUUCCUUUGCCUGUUUUUGUGUGUUUAUGUGUGUGGUUGCCUUUUUUGCCUGGCGGCGAUGGGGUUUCAUGUGCCAGCAGGUAUUUAUAGUGUAUUUACAGUAAGUGAGGCUGCGUCACAGAUGCUGUCUGAUAUAGAUUGUGCACACGUUCGGGGGGGG